Messenger RNA from Papaver somniferum (opium poppy), 3399 nucleotides. RefSeq lists its product as uncharacterized. Bases 1293 to 2402 code for a protein of 369 amino acids. The transcript has 2 exons. NCBI's taxonomy places the organism in Eukaryota, Viridiplantae, Streptophyta, Magnoliopsida, Ranunculales, Papaveraceae. The record is from RefSeq and is a predicted model, not a curated record.
UCUGAGAAUGAAGUCUAUUAAUCUACUCUUGGAUAGGAACUCUCCAGAUAGAGAUUUCAAUGACAUUCUCAUUUCCAUCGCCGAGAAGAAGUUGGAAUCACUACCAGAAAUUGAGGAUCUGGAAACUAUGGAGAGGGAGGAGGAGAUUGCCAUAGAGAAAGUAGUAACUGAUUUUAGUCAAAUCCCUUCAAAUUCAUCAGAAGUAGGAGAUGCAUCUCUCUAUUUGGAAUUGAUUAAUUCGUCGUUUUUGUUCGAUGAAGAAAAAGACGAUUCAUCCAGCGAUAUAGUCAGAUUAAUUCCUUUUAUAGUCGACGGAGCUGGUGAUGUAGGUGAAACUCAGAAACGAGAUUCAAGGUUUCUAGCUUACCAAGAAGGUAAACCCUUCAUCCCUAGAACUGAAUUUGUGGUGAAUUUUCAAAGUAAAAGAAUUGCAGCUCAAGAAGUAAAUGGAUGUGAUAUGUUAAAUCUGGAUUAUAAUUAUGAAUUUCGUCAGUUUGAGGAUCAGAAGAUUAUUGAUGAAGAUAACCUUAAUCAAUUUUCUCUUAACUCCAUUAAUUCUAUCAGAAAUCAGAUUUGGGUACCAUUUGUAUUUGUUAUUUGAGUGUUCCAAGGUGUUUGAGUUUGUUAAAGUUAGAGAAAAGUAUACUCCCAGCAAGCUGUUUGAGGAAAUGGCACAACAAGAUAGUGCUCCUUGCUCUAUUUUUGGACUUCAUGUGACAGAAAAAGGUAAGCCUAUCAUUCCUGAUACUAAAAUUGUGGUGGAAUUUCAAAGUAAAGAUGAACUUCAGCAAUUUGGAGAUUGGAAGUUUAUCACAGUUGGUAACCUUAAUCAAUGUACAUCUUACCUAUUCAGAUCAUUCAAGUGAUACAAACUGGAUUCAAGGUUUGAGAAUUCAGUUGUAUUUGUGUUGAUUAAAGGUGAAGACAGUUAUUAUAUUAGAUAUUAUUGUCACAAUACAAGUAGUUCUCGUCUCAGUUUGGGUAUACUUAUUUUUAUUUCUAUUGUUCUUAAUGGGUUGAAUUCCCUGGAUACUUGUGAUGGAAAAUCUGAUUAUGAGCCAAAUUUGGAAGUUGGGUACCCUGUGGAUGUGUUAUUUGAGCACUUGAAUGUUUCUAAGAAUGUUAGAGUUGGUGUUCACUAGGAUAGAGCGAUUCUUCAGGUAACAAAUGAAAGUGAGUCCAGCAUUGCGAGGAGUUGGAGUAGUGAAGAAUGUUCAUAUUGUGGCUUAGAUUGUGCUGGAAGGGUGUUCAAGGGAGGAAGGUGGUUAGGAACUGACUACGGGCUGAUCCAAAUGGUUCCAGGUAGUGGUGUAGCAUAUACAGCUACAACUUUUGUGAAGAUUUCUAGAAGUUUUCAUGAAAUUUUUUACCCAUCUGCUGCUGAGACAGCAAAAUUCAUGGUUGUUGCGAAACUGGGAUGGGUUGUAUUUAAAAUGCCUGGGGGUGUAAUGGUGAAUUCGAGCAGAAGAGAGAAUGCUAUUUCCCUGCAACACAAACAAGGAUUCUCGGAUGCUACAGAAAUUGUGUAUGUUGAGUUGCUGAGGAUUAGUGUGAAUAAGCAUGAGCAUAAAGAGAUACUUCACAUUCUGGGAAUGGAUAAAUAUUCAACCAUGCUUCAUCGGGUAAUUCUCACAAAGACAGUAAUAUAUGUUUAUAUUAUGUGGCCGGAAUACCAAUUGUUUUGUUUUUGUUUACGGGGUAUGGGAAAGAGCAGUAGUUAUGAAUGGGUUGUCACUGAGUUACAACCUAGAGUACCUAGUUCUAUGGCUUGUAGCUAUAAUCCUUGGUGUUCGGGCUGGAAGGAAGUCAUUGUAGGGGUGGUGGAAAUCAAGAAGAUGUUUAUGGUGGUUAAUGGUGAGGAGAGCAGAAUCACUCCGUUGCGGGAAGAAAUGUUUAAAGGAGUUAAUUAUUCUUGCACUCACCUGGAAGUUACAGUUCUGAAGUUAACAGUCAUGGUGACUCAAAUAUACAGUCUUAUAGAAGGUAAUGGAGUUAAUUGUAACGACAUGCUUGGUACAAGCUUGGUACAGAAGAGGGUUGGACCAACUGAGUAUGUACAUAAUAUUACAAGUGCCUUCUCGGUUAUGGAAAGGAUAAGAUCAAUCUUCUUAUCCUCAAGUAUCUGGUUCAGUGGAGAAAUGGAAAGUGACUCUUGGGUCAGUCAUAAAAACAUCAGUCAGCUGUGGAGGGUGGAUUUCAGGUCCUUGCAAGGGUUCUCGGCAGACAAUGUAAUUUCAACUCCCGAUUCAGUUAGAUGUGAUAUCACCAGGGCUAUUAUGCACCGUUUUGAAGAGGUAAGAAUAAUUCUUGUGACUACAUUACAUGGCUUCCUAAUUAACUUACUACACAUCAGAGGCUACAUACUUCUUAGAAGGUUUUUGCAUGAAUGUAUACCACACUAGUUACUUCUCUACAUGUCAGCACAAACCAGCACUCUCAUACAGCUGAUCCAAGGGAGGAAAUGAAUUUAUCCAUCUCACACACUGGCCUGGUAGGAUGCUUCCUUGUCGUAGUUUUGUCUGUUCCCUACAAGAGUGAAUAUGAGAAGUCGACUUUGAAGCCAAAUUCCUCAUCAGUUCAACUGAUUGGCAUCAACAUGAAACUGACUUGCUAUACCAAUUCUGAAUGUGUUGCUGUCACUAAGAAGAUGAAAUUGUGUUAUGUGUCUUUACGACCAAGAAGCGAUUAAGACAGCAGUCUUUUAUGGAAUUUUUCGAAUGUUUAAUUUUGCAUACACAGAUUCUGGAGUGAUUCUUGGAAAGAAACCAUAUCAGUUUGCUCAAAACCAACAUUUUGUUACGAAGGGCUACAAGCAACUGAAGGCUAACAAAUAAGAAGUUAUCUUCCCAAAAAAGGAGUCGCAUGUGACAGUUUUUGUGUUCGGGGAACAAGAAGGUCUAAGACUACAUCUUCACAUACAAGUUCAUUGCGAAGAAGCUAACACGAACAUGCUCGUUUAUACUACAGCCACGCUUGAUGCCUGCUGUUUUCAGAUGAAUGGUUUCCAUAUUUCCAUGGGCCCGGGUAUCGAAGUUGUGAAGUUCACAAUUCCUAUUAUAUUCGAGAUAAAGCUGCUAGUAGACAACAAGUAUGCUCUUCGUGGGUCGAGCUCAGUUCAUAUCCUUGAGGACAAGGAUAAUUUGAAGGAGUGGGAUUUGUCAGGACCCUGCCCUGGGCUGCCAAGUUCAUUUAAGGGCCACCUGGAUUAUGGGGGUGCUAGUAGUCUGUUUAGUUUAAUUAGUAGUUAAUUAAUCAUUAUUAUUAGCUACUAAGUAGGAUUAUUAGAGUGUGUGUGUGAGUGGCACACGUGCACACCCAACCUUAUCAUUUAUAUUCCCUUCUUUGUUUGUAGAACUUAUCAUGAAAAUUAAUCAGUAAAAUUAUCUUUUCUCUCUCAAA